AUGACGGCCGAAUUUCAGCCGAUGUGUUCUCUCCAAGAGACCAUCCGUACCGGGAAGUUUUAUUCCUUGGACGAAACUACAUUUCUGCACCAAAUCAAAGACGCUUUCUCCCCAGAACUUGAACGACUGAAGUGCGUGAGAGCCGUCGAGGGCACGGAACAGCAACGCGCCACCGCAAACGGAACGGUCGAUGGUUUGAGCCCCUCGCAAAUACUAUAUGGGGGCAACUAUGACGAAGUCAACCGAACGCUCGUGGGUGUCCUUGCCCUUCGAUGGAUUCACAAUCGUGACUAUGAGCGCUUCACUGGGCCUCAACCUCCCGAAUCGCGCUUAACAGAGGAAUCGUUUGAGUGGCUGCGUGACCUCUUUGAAAGAGGGCUUGAGGACUCGGACGACCUUUUUGCCCUGGUGGUGUCGAUGGUCAUUAAUGACCUGGGAAAAGACACCAACCUGGAAGAAGACUAUUACUUCCAAACUCACCUUCGCUUAGAGGAUCAGAAUCAUGAUUCCGUACUGCUGGCAGCAGCUAAAGUUGGAAUGAUCCCCGCUCUACACUAUCUCACCCUGGAGAAAAGACAGGAAGUAAUGCUGGGCCUGGAACUCGGAUCGGAGCUGAAUGCAGGGCAACUAGCCCAAGCCGAAAGUGUGCCUGUGAAUCUGGAAGGACUUCUAGCCAUGCGAGGCCAUGAACACGCAUUCGAACUCAAAUUCAUGGAGCAAAUCCUCGACGUCGCAGGUGCGCUAGGUCAUCUCGACCCUCGUGGCUCCAAGAACUUUAUCGAACCCGUCUUUCAAGCCUUCAAAACUGUGCACGAGGUCUCUCUCGAUAUAAUCGCUGGAAAAUCCAACCCUCGGCAGGGGUACGAUAAGGUUCUCACAAAACGCGGAAAUAUGCUUUACAUCAAGGGAUUUCGCAGACUCAGCGUUAGCGAUCGAGAAGACCGGGCACUUCUCCGGUUGUUGACCAUGGGCCGGACUACAGACAAAGAACAAGCAGAACUAUUCUCUAAAGCGUUCAACGCCCUAGAUAAGCGGAACAAGGAACAACUUGUGGCAGGACUUAAUGUCGACGGCAAUGUGAAUGAGACAGCAGUCUUGCCGUACUAUAUGCCCGCUAUCAUAUCCACCACUUUAGAAAACACCAAAGAUUGCAACGAGGAAACCAAGCGCCGAGCACUUACAUCCCUCAUGAGAUAUCUCGCCAAGGUCUUGGGCAGCCCGGGGAAUAACCUGACCGGUGUCCGCGAGUAUGCGGUAUAUGACGGCGAAGUGCCUGGAAUCAUCAUCGAGAGGAAUAUGUCAAAGGCGCAGGAUGUCAUUAACAGCCCAGACUUCAAGACUAAUCCGGAUCUGCUAGAUGCGUUGGACAUACCAGAUGGGCAGAUUCUGCAGCGGCGGAGGACCAGUCAGUCUUGGUGA
Cladophialophora psammophila CBS 110553 is the source of this 1419-nucleotide messenger RNA. RefSeq lists its product as uncharacterized. The record is from RefSeq and is a predicted model, not a curated record. The transcript has a single exon. Lineage: Eukaryota; Fungi; Ascomycota; Eurotiomycetes; Chaetothyriales; Herpotrichiellaceae. The coding region runs from base 1 to 1419 and encodes 472 amino acids.